Molecule: messenger RNA, 6605 nt
Organism: Drosophila mojavensis
Lineage: Eukaryota; Metazoa; Arthropoda; Insecta; Diptera; Drosophilidae
Exons: 2
Coding region: 551-4669 (1372 amino acids)
Source: RefSeq, a predicted model, not a curated record
GAAAUUCAGUCUACAGAAAACGCGUACGUGGUGCAGAAGUAGCCGCGCGUGGCCACCACAACGGCGUGCUAGACUUGUCGGUAUGAUAAAUAAGUGAAACGCCCUGUACAAGUUCUGUAAGUUUCAACAAUAACAACAACAACAACAACAAGAAAGCAGCAACAGCUCUAUGAAAUAUAUGCAAUCUAAAGCCAAUCUCAGUGAACAAAAAGUGUUUUUGAAAUAACGAAUCAAGAAGAAGAAUACAAAAACGUGUCCCAGGAUUUCUAUAAGCCAAAUAACACUGAUCAAGUGCUGGGCCAAGCAAGUGUUUCUAUACAUAUUAUAUCUCAAAGCAAAAGUGUAAACAAAAUAAAUUAAGAAAUCCUAAAAAGAAAACUAAUGUUGCAAUUUUUCUUAGCUAACGUUUUUUUGUUCAACAUAAUGAAGUUUCAUAAACUGAUUCUGAUCAGAAACACAAAACUCGUAACGUUGCGCGUUUGUUUUCAUAUAAGUUUACACGUAGGAUUAAGGUGCGCUCUCUGACUAGAGACAUUUAAUAUCAUCCAAAAUGGCCGCAUCCAUAUAUGCCACCCCACCGCCGGAUCUGAGCAGCGAGGAUACAGCGCUCUCCGAUGUCUCCAACUCAUCCACACUUAACACAAAUCGCGGCGGCGGCAGCAGCAACAACAGCAGCACCAACACCAACAACAACAACAGUCACACACAUGAAGCCACAGCAGCAACAGUAGCAGCAGCAGCAGCAACCACUGCAGCAAACACAGCAAUGUCACCCACUCUGGAAGCGGAGUCUAAGCCACUUGGAAGCAACACAAAUGAGACAGACAUGGCAGCAGUCGAGGAUGAGGUCGAGGGCGAAGCCGAGGCCGAUGGCGAAGGCGAGGGAGAGGGCGAGGGCGAGGCAGCUGGCGGUCUGGAUCAGACGGCGAUGGCUGCAAUGGCUGCAGCAGCAGCUAACGCAGCAGCCAUGCAGCUGCAGCUGCUCGAGGCGCUCAACGACGCGGCCAAGAAGCGACGCAAGCAACACAAUCCCAGUCGUCUGGAGGCGCUCAAUCUGAGCGGCGGCGAGCAGGAGGAGAGAGCCGCAACGGGCACUGCGACAGCGGGUCAGGUGGACCCAGCAACAAUCGACUACGAGGAGAAGCUGUCGAAGAUGUUGCUGCCCAAGUCCAUAGAGAAGCUAAAGGAGACAUUCGAGCUGCUGCAGCAGCAAAAGCUGCAGCCCGAAGACAUAUCAGAAGCGGAGGAGAAACAGCAACAGCAACGACAGCGGCAGCAGCAACAAGAAGAAGAGCAGCAGCAGCAGCUAAUUAAUCCCUAUCAGACCUACUGCAAGCAGUGCGGCGAGAACUUCGAGACAGAGUUCAAGCUCAGUCUGCACAUGUUGCAGGAUCAUCAACAGCCACAGCAGCAACAUCAACAGCAACAACAGCAGCAGCGGCGACAGUUGUCGUCCGACGAGCCCAUGGACUUGCUGGCCUCCAUCAAAGUGAAGCUGGAGCGCGCUGAGAGUCCCUCGCAGCUGGAGCUGCAGCAGCAACAGCAGCAGAUGGAGCUGGCCAACGGGCAUGCCGGCAACAACAAGGAGCACGAACUUUGGCUACAAGCCAUGGCUCAGCAGCAGCAGCAGCAGCAGCAACACCAACAGCAGCAGCAGCAGCAUCAGCAACUGCCCGGCAUGCCGCCCGCUUUUGCAUUUCCGCCAGAGGCUGCACUUGGCUGGCCACUUCUGGGCAUGCCCGGCUUUGCCGGCGUCGAUGGACUCAAUCGUCCGCCGUUGCGCAUCUUCAAUCCGGAGGCCUACUGUGAGCUCUGCAACAAGGAGUUCUGCAACAAAUACUUUCUGAAGACGCACAAGGCCAACAAGCAUGGCAUCUUUGAUCCCGCCGGUGACUUGACCACGCCCAACAACAAUAUCAGCACCAUCAGCAACAACAACAACAACAACAGCAGCAGCAGCAACAACAACCACAGCAACAGCAACAGCAUUGGCAUCAGCAACAUCAACAACAACAACAAUAACAGCAGCAGCAGCAGUUUAGCUUCCAUCUUUCCAACGCUGCAAAUGCCACGUGAGCCGCCGCCACAGAAACCUGAGCCACAGUUGACACCACCUGCACCACCGGCAGUGCACUGCGACAUCUGCUCCAAGCGCUUCACCAACGUCUUUGCCAUGCGUCGCCAUCGCGCCAAGCAGCAUGAGCAGGCCACGCCCACUGCCUCGCCGACGCCCAACGAGCAGACGCCGUCCAUUGCACAGGCGGCGGUCAAGCAAGAGCCCACGCCGGAAGCUUUAGCCGUGCCGGAGCAGAAGCCGUACCAGUUGCCCGAAGGAUUUCGCGAGGACUUCACGCUCGAGCAGGAGGAGGUGGCCUUUGCGCCGCCGCCUCGCAAACUGCCCAGUCAGCUGCAGCAGCAGGCGCGCGACUCCAACUGGGCGCCAGAGAAGCUGCGACGUCUCGGCGUUCAGCUGCCGGAGGCAUUCUGUGAGCUGUGCUGCAAGGAGUACGCCAAUCGCUACUUCCUGCGCACGCACAAAUGGAAGCGCCACGGCGUCUUUGUGCCGCCCGAGGAGCUGAGCAAGGAGGAGCAGCCGCUGAUGCCCGCUGGCUGGCCAUUCAUGCCACUGAAUCUGAUGCUGGCCAAGGCAGCUGCCGAGCAGGAGCAGCAACAGCAGCAGCAGCAGCCCGAGCAGGACGACGAACAGCAACCGCCGCCGCAGCAGCAGCAGCAGCAGCUAGAGGAGCAGCCCAGCAAGCGCAUCAAGCUGGAGCCCUAUGACGAGACGACGCCGCCACAGGACAAGCUGGAUAGCUCCGUGGUGGGUCUGCAGAAUCUGCAGAAGCUGCAAUCGAUGCUGCAGCAGCUCAACGACUUCAAUGGCAAGCGCCCGCUGCCCUGUCACCUGUGCGGCCGGGAGCUGGAGCAUCAAUAUGCCCUGCGUGCCCACUUGAUGACGGAGCAUGCCGGACAGCUGCUGCCCGAGGGACAUCCCAUGCUCUACCAGCAACAGCAGCAGCAGCAACAACAACAGCAGCAGCAGCAACAGUUGCCGCUGAAGCUAUCGCCAGUGGGCGGCGCUGGGGGCUCUCCCAACGCAGUCACGCCCACCCCGAACGAGCUGCGCUGCCAGACGUGCGAGCGCGACUUUGCCAACUCACAGGAAUUCAAGCAACAUAUCGCCGAGGUGCAUCUGGGUCGUCUGCCCGGCAGCAGUCCGCUUCGCGAGGGCUUCUAUACGCCGGAACGUGCAACGGUCGCCGCUGCGGGUGGCGCCGCUGGAGGCGUGGCACCCGGCACACCGCGUGCCGCCUACACCAUCACGCCCACGUCCAGCUACUGCGAGAUCUGCAACAAGGAGCUGUGCAACAAGUACUUCAUGAAGACCCACAUGCAACGCAUGCACGGCAUCGAGAUCGAGAACGGGGCACAGAUCGGCGGCGUCGUCUGCAACAUAUGCAACAAGGAGCUGUGCAGCAAAUACUUUCUGCGCGUGCACAAGCACAAUACGCACGGCAUCAUCGAGGAUGGCGCUCCGCUGCCUCAGCCGCGUGGCAGUGCACAGAACGGCCUGAAAGUCGAGGCACAGCAGCAGCAGCAGCAGCAGCAGCAACAGCAGCAACAACAGCAACAGCAGCAGCAACAGCAGCAGCAGCAACAGUUGCUCGAGCCGGAGAUUAGCCUAACGCCGCUGCGUGGCGAAUCGAACGAGCUCUGCCCGCUCUGCGCCCGACAGUUCCGCAGCUCCAAGUGGCUGCGCACGCAUCUGAUGAACGAACACGGCGCCGCUGGCAUCGAGAAGCUGCGCGAGCUGGAGCAGUCGGCCCUCGGCAGCAGCAACAACGGCAGCAGCAAGCCCGACAGUCCCACGCUCAAGAUACCCAAUGGGAGUGCUGCGGGCGCUGCCAACAAUCUGGCCCAGGCGCUGCAGAACGCCCAGCAGCAGCUGUUCGGCCAGAUGCAGUUGCCCAAAGGGAUGCCGCUGCCGUUGCCCUUGCCGGGCAUGUUCGAGCAGACGCCACGCUUCAAGGAAUACCAAUGCUCACUGUGCCCCUUCACCACGCCCUACUACGCAUUCCUCUUCAUACACGAGCGCUCCCAUGCGCUUCUCAACAAUGGAGGCAACGAUGGCAGCGACGCUCCACUGGAGGCGGAUCGAGAGAGAGCCUUUGGCGCCGUACAGAGCAAGGCCCGCAGCAAGCCGAGCAGAGAGCGUGCCCUCAAAGCUGAACGCUCCGAAAUCGAACCCACAAAUCUGACCACCAACAACAACAGCAACAACAGUAACAACAGCAACAACAGCAGCCACAACAAGGCAGGCACGCCCCCGCCCUCGCCAGGCGCCCCUGCCGCCUCGCCCAAGGCCCGUUCAGCCAGUGUGACUCCCAACCACAACUCCAAGCCGGGCACACCCAACGGUCUGCAGGCUCAGCGUUCGGCCGCCACCUCGCCGUUCGAGUUGUGCGCGGAUCUGGCCAACGGCAGCGGCAAGCCGGCCAGCUAUGCCCAGCCGGACAAGUCGGAGGAGGCAUACCAGAUGCAGGCCUUCCAUCUGACGCCCGCUGAUGCCGAUGCCGAGGGCCUCUUUGCACCGGCGCUCGUUUAUCUGCCGGUGCGCGUGCGCGCCUCGGAGUCGACCACACUGAGCUUCAGGCUGACACCGGCCUAAGCCCAGGCAGGGCUCAGAGGUCAACAGGUACCGAACACACAAAUCACAACAACAACACUUAAGUGUUGCCAGCGUAUGUAAGUUAAGAUAAAAGAAACCCCAAAACCGUUUUUUUCAAAAGCAAACCAAACAUGGUGCAAUGACACGAGCUUAAACUGGGACUAAACUAAAAGAGAAUCGUAUAGGAAGAAUUGAUGAGCAAACAAAAUAUCUUCGAUAGACCGAAAACAAUAAGAGCAUGAAAUAAUUAAAUUAUACAAGUUUUAAGCGGCAAUAAGUUGGGUUUAUCAAAUCACAUUUAUUGCAGCUUUAAGCUUUAAUGAACUCUGGCACUUAAAUGCUAGACCAUCCAAUCAAAGCUACAUACAAAGUGGGUGGGUCUUGAUGAGAGCAUCAAAAAAUAAAUGAAUCUCUAAGUGAGACUAAGCCCAUUUAAUAUAGCUUAAAGCUUAUAUGAACUUGAGAAACUUCAAACAUCAAUGAACUAUUCGAGACGAAGAUAAGCUCAAUUUUUCCAAUAUCAAUCUACAGUUAAAGCACCUAUAUAGCUCGUGUCAUUGCAUCAUUACGAUUGCUCUAGCCAGGCUACAGUGUUGGCUAGCAGUAUUCGCCUCCCCAGCCCAGUUAAACCGACAAGAAGACAAGACAAAAUAGUGGAACUACAAAAGACUGAGUGCGCAUAUUAGUUGAGCUCAUUAAAGUAAAGUUUAUAUACAAUAGCUAUAGCUACAGCAGCUGCAGAGAUCGAGUCUGCACCACUGUGGCACAAAUGCAUGUGUUUUGUGUAUAACAUAAAACCCGAUACUAAAAACGAUCUAAAAGCAAACAGAAAAAAUCAAACUAUAAACAAAAUAAUAAACAAAUAACAACAAGUCCGUUUCAGCUGGCAACACUGUGUGCUAAAAACAUAUUUUUCUAUAUAAAUCCAUAAAUGAUAAACAUAAAACAUUGCAUAACAUACCAAAACAAUACAUAUAUCUAUAUCUCUAGUGAUUAAUAUCAAAGUUCCUAUGCGUAAUAGUAAUUUUUAAAAGCCAUUAACGUAUCGUAAACGGAAACGGAAAAGAAAGAAAGCUAACUUAGUCAAAGAAAAAAAAAAAAGAAAGAAAAUACCAUAAAUCAAAAACUAAAUUGAAAAUUAAAUACGUACAUAAUACAUAAGUCGCAAAGCAUGGAAUAGAGAAAGAGAGAGAGCGAGACAGAGGAGAGCGAUAGAGAAGGGAAAGGCGAUAUAUAAAUAUACAUACAUAUAUAACCGAAACAUAUAUCGUAGUCGCCAGCUUAACUUAGAUAGUUGGACAUAGGUGUGUCUAUGGCUGGGUUCGGUGCGCUUAGCUUAAGGGAUUUGGUAUAAUAUAUAUAUAGUAGUGCUAGUAAAACCUACAGAAAAGAUAGGGGUAAACACAUUGAAGCUUCAGCAUAUAAGAAAAUUAAAAACGAAAACAUUUAUGCACAAAUUUGCUCAAAAAUCAAAAAGUAGUCGAAAUCAAAAUUAGGAGAACUAAGUAAAUGAUGGAUUAAGAGAUGGUGUGCUAAUAUAUAAAAGACAGUUCCAUAGUAACAUAUACUUAACUAACACUGAAAACUGCUCUUUUAAAAAUUAUCUAGAAAAACCUAAACACUAUAGAAAUUUCUUUAAAUAAAUAUUAUUUUUAACAUAUAGAACAACCUAUGCCAAAAACUAACUGUAUAUAUAGAACGAGCAACAUCUAUAGAGCAGAACCGAUUCAGAUUUGAGUAGAUAAACCAGACAAAUGGCGCCAGUAAAGACAUUUUUUUGCUAAUUUUUUAUGCAGCAGGCAAGAAAACCAAAACAACAACAACACGAACAACUCAGGGCAAAAGUACAAUGACCAUUAGUACUUUAAAUAUACUAAACAAAAUACUAAAUGAAAUAUAUAUAAAUGAUAAAGCGAAAAUAAAUAUAUAAACAAUU